Messenger RNA from Ochlerotatus camptorhynchus, 2749 nucleotides. Its product is annotated as TRPL translocation defect protein 14-like. Lineage: Eukaryota; Metazoa; Arthropoda; Insecta; Diptera; Culicidae. Gene Ontology annotation, molecular function: GTP binding; phosphatidylinositol binding; phosphatidic acid binding. The transcript has 10 exons. The coding region runs from base 416 to 1807 and encodes 463 amino acids. The record is from RefSeq and is a predicted model, not a curated record. Gene Ontology annotation, biological process: photoreceptor cell maintenance.
UGACAACUCGGUCUCAUUUGGCAGUGAAAAGUCGCAUGGAUUGGACACGUUUUUCUCAUGAAAAAAAUACCUAAAAAUAAAUCUGCAAAAAUGUAUAUAUACCAAGUUAUUUGAUAAUUAAAUCAAUCCUCAACAGUGUAAAGUAGUGUUCGAAUUGUGUUAAGUUUGGUUAAGCAAGCUAGGAAGUAGUAACAUCAAACAUCGCUUCUGAGAACCGUGAAAACGAAUCUCCGGUAAUCAAACAGCAUCAGGAAAACCAUCCAUCGUCAAAAUCAGCAACUAACAGCGAGUAGACCACUUCGUAGGCUUCAUCACAACGUGUACGACUGAGUUUUUAUUUUGGUGAAAAAUCUGUGAAUAUCGUAAACAUACGAUUGUUAAUCGCGUUAUCACUUUCGGUUCUCCCCUAAAGAUAAUGAAAACUACCAUGGAAGGAUCCGCAGAGGGGAAAAAGGUUUAUAAAUUGGUCCUGACUGGAGGGCCUUGCGGCGGUAAAACGACCGGUCAGGCGCGGUUGUGCACCUUCUUCGAGAACCUUGGGUGGAAGGUGUUUCGAGUGCCUGAAACGGCCACUGUUCUCCUCAGUGGUGGAAUCAAGUUUUCAGACCUGACAGCGGAUGAAGAAGUACACCAAAAAGCGAGCAAUAACCGGACAGUUUUCAAAGAUGGUACCCCGGAUCAUAGCGUUGAUAAGACUGCGUCCUGCCCCCGUUGUUUGGCCGCUGCUGCCGAUAAACCUAAUGGUAGCGAGGCAUACAAAUUUCAGGAAAAUCUGCUCCGUACCAUGAUUCAAAUGGAGAACACCUUUUUUGAGCUUGGAAAAUCAUGUACGAGAAACUGUCUGAUUAUCUGCGAUCGAGGAGUAAUGGAUGCCAGUGCAUUUGUUUCCAAAGAAAAGUGGGACCGAAUGAUGAGGACCAACAGUUGGAACUCAGUGGAAUUGCGAGAUAACCGUUACAACCAAAUUGUUCACAUGGUCUCCGCAGCCAACGGUGCAGAAGCGUUCUAUUCUACAGAAGAUCAUGCUUGCCGAUCGGAAGGAGUAGGUUUGGCACGUGAGCUGGACUACAAAUCGGCAGCUGCGUGGAUAGGGCACCCAUACUUCGAUGUUAUCGAUAAUUCGACUGAUUUCGACAGUAAGAUGAACCGCAUGAUUGAAUGUGUGUGUCAGAAGCUUGGUAUAGAUACUGGCGAUCGUCUUUUGACUACCUCAAAGAAAGUCAAAUUUCUCGUGUCGGAACUACCACCAAAUUCCGCCUUCCCAGCGUUUCAAGAUUUCGACGUUGUCCAUCACUAUCUACAGUCAGCUGGGCCGAGAGUACAAGCCAGGCUUCGAAAACGUGGUCAAAACGGCCACUUCAGCUACAUCCAUACGAUUCGUCGGCCACAUCUUCAUGGCCAAUCGAUCGAAGUGAAGACACAACUUACACAUCGAGACUACUUGAACAUGCUCACACAGCGUGACGACUCACACUUUACCAUCUAUAAGAAGCGUCGUUGCUUCCUUGUGAAUAACCAAUAUUUCCAAAUGGAUAUUUACAAAGAACCCGGUCAUCCAAGGUGCAAAGGGCUAAUCUUAUUGGAGACGUACACCUCGUUGAGCGGUGAUAAGCUGAAGGGUAUUUUACCGACAUUUCUUAACAUUGUUAAAGAAGUCACCGGACAGCCAAAUUACUCGAUGUUCAAUUUAUCGCUGAAGGAGGAUUGGAGCAAUACGAAAAAAUUCUGCUACUCACUUCAUGAUCAAGAUGAAGGUGAGUUUAGAGCAAAUGGACACUCGCAAAAAAUGAUUAACGGUACAGCUUAAAUGUCAUUGAGUGUAUGAUUAUUAUUUUUCUAUUAAAUCAUAAUUCUUCUUGUAAUGGUGUGUUCUUCUUCGAACAACAUUUUUAAAGAUGAUUCACAAGAUCUUAUUCUUGUGCAUCUUUCCAAAUUCUUAUUUUUCUUAGAAUGAACGAUUUCUUCUAUUGAUUUUUUCAACAAUCGGUGGUAUUAGAUUAGAAAUCUCUUGUUAAAAAUGACUUCAAAUGGAUGUUCUCUGUAUUUUUUUCUAUUUGCUCAAAACUAUUGCUCGCAGAGGAACGUGUUAAAUAACAUGGUGUAUAAACAUUUUUUGCAGUUUUCUACAGGCAAAACAACAACAAUAGGUGCAUUAAUAGCAAUGUUAACCUUUAAUCGCCUGUUACUAUAAAAAUUGCAAUGUUCAGAUGGGAGCCAAGCUCUGAAUUCUGAUGGCUCGUAAAUUAAUCUGAAACUACUGGAAACUGUUUACUUAAAGAGUUACUUAAAUAUUCGCUCGAUAAGUGUUAGCAGCAGGGAAAACAAAAAAGUAGAAAACAAGCUUUAAACAACAACAUGUGAGAGAAGAAUUUAGCCAACAGGUAUAUUUUUGCAAUCAAUUUAUGUGUAUUGUUAAACUAGUCCAGGUAUUGUCAUGUGUUAGAUUUCGUUUCAUUUGAAUGUUCUUUUAGUACUUCAAACAUUAAAAUCAUGUCUAAAGCCAUCAGUUCAAUAAAAACGGAAACCAAAAAUCUUUGGCUAAAUUACUUACCCAUCUCAUUCAGUGAUCGCGCGUACUAAGCGUUGACAAUUUUUGUGUGGAUAAAAGAAAUACCUAACUAAAGCAAAUAGGAACAACCAACACUCUGUUUUGAAUGUAUUUUAUAUUAAAAUAUUGAGCCCUAUUUCUUUAAACAAAACCUGUACUUUCUUUUUGACAGCAAGAAUCCAUAAAUACUUAACUGCUGAA